UCACUAUGUCAUUGCGUGUUUACGAGCAAGUGAGAUAUGCACGUAUCGUCCUGUUUGUAAUAAAAAUCAAACAUUAACAUUAUUCGGUCGUGCUAUUUCGCGAAUUUGCUAACCACCUACGUGUCACUGUAAACCGUUGGUGUUUUUCCAAAUCUCGAAGAAAUGAGUGACAGUGCGGGCCCAUCGAGCAGUUCGGACCAAAGACAGCGGGGGCUGAACGUGGAGGCCCUCAAGCAGCACGUGCUCACCCACAAAAUCGACUGUGGGUUGUGGGCCAUUCGGGUGCUGACCAUCCUCUUCACUUGCGGCUACUUUUUGCCAAUUUUCGGGAGUGCUCAAAAUGCCUAUUACAAGGCGCUCAUUGCGAACGCUGCCAUUAACGCCCUCAGGCUGCACCAGAGGUUGGGGAGGGUUAGGCUGAGUCGGGAGUUUGUGGCACAGUUGUUGAUGGAGGAUAGCUGCCACUAUCUCUUCUAUUCCAUGAUUUUUAUCUAUGUGGCACCCUUGACCUUGGUUUUGUUGCCAGUGGUUCUGUUCGCUAUUCUACAUUCAGCCAGUUACUCACUAACUCUACUUGAUACUUUGGGCCAAAACUCGUGGUGGGGCGCCCGCCUCUUGAUAUCUUUGGUCGAAUUCCAGUCACUAAAUAUCUUGAGACUGAUCGCAUUCACUGAGAUUAUUAUGAUGCCACUCACUGUACUUUUUGUCGCUAUGGGACGGGCUAGUCUACUGACGCCUUUUAUCUAUUAUCAUUUUUUGACUCAAAGGUACACAUCAAGGCGUAACCCUUACAAUAGAAACAUGUUCCAUGAACUCAGAAUCUUGUUCGAAAAGACCGCAGCAAAGCCCAAUCUACCUUCCUUUGUGAAGUCAAUCUUGCUAGGGAUUAUCAAUUUCACUGUUAAGUUAGCACCUCCCCAGGUGCAAGCCCAGCAUCAGCAGUGAGCUAGUUGUUCCAUGUAUCCUUAUUAUAUCAAAUGUUCGUGAUAUGGGUAAUUUUAACGCCUAGUAUUGUUUAUUUGCACUUGUUUGGUACAUGUUCAUGCAAUUUUUUGCACGAAUUUGAGGUAUGGUUGCAAAAUUUCGUCCGUUACUUUUUAUAUACUUUUAACCCAGGAAUGAUUUUUUAUUAAUUUUUAGUAUGGAUGGUGUAAAGUAGUUUUGUUAUAUCGUUAUAAAUGCAUUGUGCUCAUGGAGGUUUCUGUUGUAAAACUCAUUCGAAUUAAAUUUUCUCCAUGUCA
Tribolium castaneum (red flour beetle) is the source of this 1241-nucleotide messenger RNA. It is a transcript of the gene Kr-h2, whose product is annotated as Kruppel homolog 2. The record is from RefSeq and is a predicted model, not a curated record. Gene Ontology annotation, cellular component: membrane; endoplasmic reticulum. The coding region runs from base 163 to 945 and encodes 260 amino acids. Gene Ontology annotation, biological process: membrane organization; endoplasmic reticulum tubular network organization. NCBI's taxonomy places the organism in Eukaryota, Metazoa, Arthropoda, Insecta, Coleoptera, Tenebrionidae. The transcript has 5 exons.